AUGUUUGAGAAGUCGCCCAAGGGUCGCGCACGUUCCAAGGUGGUGGAUGCUGGCUAUGGCCAGGUGGCCCUGCACCAGGCGGCCAGCAACCGCUUCGUCAAAAUGAGCAACCAUGAGCCUUGCCUUCAAGAGGGUCCCGACGCCCUGGAGUGUGCAGAAGCAGUUGCUCUGAUUCUGAGGGUCCGCGAGUUGGUGAGGUUGCGGCCGUUUGAGGGCGAGUGUGUGAGAUGUCACGGCCGUGUUGCUCUGCACAACUCCAUCAAGAAUCGCUUCGUGUCAAUGUGUCACCACGGCGACGGAUGCCGGAGUCCCCAUAGAGAUCCGGAUGCACUGCCUGGUGGGUGGACUUGGCAAAUGUUCCACGUACUGGAGAUCAAGCCUUGUCACACCGGCGGUGGCGGCCAUUGCAAAACCUGCCAAAACCCUUGGCACCGGCACGUGGACAACCACUGCGCGUCGUGCAAUCCUGGCUACUACCGGCACGGCCACCACUGCCACGCCUAUGGCUGCACGGGUGGACGGGAUCGCAUCUGCGGCUCCUGCGUGGCCCAGCAUCACCGCCGGCAACACGACCACUGCGGGAGUUGCAACGGUGGUCACUCUCUGCGCGGCAGGCGCUGCCAGUCGAAGCUGCUGGGUGCCACGGUGGGCCUGCACCAACCCAAUCACAACCGCUUUGUGAACAUGUGGGGACACGACUUGGUUUGGACCGGACACAGGAACUGGGAUUCGCUCCCAUCAGGCUGGACUUCGACUUUCUUCCGCGUCCACUUCGCAGGUGAUGCCAAAAUCGGCUUGCACAACCCGCGCGAGAACAGAUGGAUUCGGCUGAGAAACAACAACGACAUGGACGGCGCCCCCGCGAGGCAUAGCUGGGAGACCUUCACUGCCGUGGAUGCCGGUUCUGGCAAGGUGGCCCUUCACUGCCGGGCCCACAACAAGUACAUGCGGAUGCCGAACCGACACCACAUGGACACAAGUCCUCAUCGCAAUGCCUGGGACCUGCCUUGGAACUGGGGCUGGGAGCGCUUCCGGCCGAUGUCCGCCCUGCUCCGGCACGGCACGGUGGUGGCACUCUGGAACGAGCCUCACCAUCGCUUCAUGCGCAUGAACGCGCACAAUGGCCACAUGGACGGAUCGCCCAGUAAGCACCUUCACCACUUCCCCAGUGGUUGGAGCUGGGAGCCCUUCCGGGUGGUGGAUGCUGGCUACGGCCAGGUGGCCUUGCACAAUGCGGCCAACAACCGCUUCGUCAAAAUGGGCCACGACAUGAUUCGCUCACCAGGCCGCAACUGGAACGACCUGCCAGGCGGCUGGGGAGCGGAGCGCUUUACUGUCGUGGACGCAGGCCACGGCCGCGUUGCUCUGCACCACGCGGACCACAAUCGCUUCGUGUCCAUGUGCCAUCACGGCGACGGCUGCUUGAGUCCCCACAAGGCCCCGGAUCACCUGCCCGGUGGAUGGACCUGGCAGAUGCCUCAGAGAGACUGGGUGGAGGAAGGUGGAGCGAAGUGGAGCGAAGUGGAGUGGGGGAGGGGCAGGGGGAGACAGGGGGAAGAGGAAGAGGAGGAGGAGGAGGAGGUGGAGGAGGCGGAGGAGGUGGAGGAGCCCCAAACGUCCCUCCGGCAGAUGUUCCACGUGCUCGAGGCCUGCGACGUGUGGCGAGAUGUAAGGCGCGCGCGUUGCCAGCUGCAGACCCACUCCCCAUUCUUCAAUAUGCGGCGUUGGCAAGCCAAGGUUCACAACCACUGCGCCACGUGCAACCCCGGCUACUACAUGCAUGGCCACCACUGCAAGGCGGAGCCACUGCUCGACAAGAGGAUGCCUCAAACAAGGCACCCAGAGCACCCCAGAAACAGCCAAGAUGUUCUCGCAUCCUCGCCCUGUCAGUCUCGGCUGCUGGGCGCCACGGUGGGUCUCCACCAAGGGAACCACAACCGCUUCGUGAAUAUGCCGCUCGGGCUCGCGAAAGACCCUGAGGACUUGUCGUGUUGGAGUAAAGAUUGCUCUUCAGCGUUCGCCGGUAGCCCAUGUGAUCGCGGCCGAGGAUCAGCUUCCCUCUGGCUGGUCGUCGACCUUCUUCCGCGUCCACUUCGCGGGUCUUCAUCCCGGGGCAGUUUGAUGUGCGAGGGAUUGGACAUGUCUGAGAAGCCAUCGGAGUCUUUCAAUGCAAGCUUCGUUCAGGAUUCUAGGAUCUCAGUUCCUGCUUUGCAAGUGUGUCCGGUGUUUGCAUUGCACAUGGGAGGGGGCAUGAGGGGGCCCUUCACCCGCUGCUUGGGCAGAGGGAGCACCGCCACAGCCUACCUCCUGGCUGCGGGCAUCCAGCUGUGUGGCCUCACGGUUGCCAGCCGCUACGACAGCGCUCCCCGCGAAGCAGACCUACCGCCCUCUUCACUGUUGGCUCAGCGCCUUCCCAGGCACCAGCCUCGUUAUUGUCAGCACUUCUGGCCGUUGCAGUCUUCCAAAAUUGACGACAGUUACGAGAUGGACAUGGACGGCGCGGGUGCGCGACACUCAUGGGAAACCUUCACAGCAGUGGAUGCCGGCGGAGGGAAGGUGGCCCUUCACUGCCGUGCCCACAACAAGUACAUGCGGAUGCCGAAUGGACACCACAUGGACACGAGCCCCCAUCGCAAUGCUUGGGAUCUGCCUGGGAACUGGGGCUGGGAGCGCUUCCGGCCCGUCUCAGCCCUGCUCCGGCCUGGCACCACCGUGGCCCUGUGGAAUGACAUCCACAAGCGCUACAUGCGCAUGAACGGGCACCACGACAAGAUGGACGGCUCGCCGAAGUUGAACAACAUGAACGACUUUCCAGCGGGCUGGAGCUGGGAGCCGUUCCGGGUGGUGGACGCCGGCUACGGCCAGGUGGCCUUGCACAACGCGGCCAGCAACCGCUUCAUCAAAAUGCCGAGCGGCUGGGGCGCGGAGAAAUACACGGUUGUGGACGCAGGCCAUGGCCGCAUUGCACUGCACCACGCGGAGCACAACCGUUCCCUGGAUGCACCCGAUUCCGAGGGCAAGAGAGAAGCAAGUGAUCAGAUCCAGCUCUGCGAGAAUGGAAAAGGGACCGUAAACGUGUCGGACAUCAAAGUCCACACUGGAGUUAUAGGAUCCUUCACUGCGGACGUCAUGGACACGGAAGAACGGAGAACCGGCCGGGUACGCUCGAAAGUUGCGAACUUGGCCGUGCUACGCCCUGCCGCCGCCAGUUCGCUGGGGCCGCUUCAAGGCGCCCUGAAGUCUCCCUGGUACAGAGCUGAGAGCCUGCCGCCAGGCUCCGGACCACCUGCCCGGUGGCUGGACUUGGCCAGGCAGAUGUUCCACGUGCUGGAGGCCCGAGACAUGGCGCAAAGGGAUGCGCCAGUGGGGACAUGGCGCAAGACACCCGAUGCAAAGAGUCUCCGGAUCGUUCAGGUUCAUGAUCUUACUCUUUCCCAUCCUCUGAUUGCUUCCAUCGGCAGGAUGCGAAGCCAGAUUCAGGCGAAGGUUGCUUUUCGAGUAAAGUCUGAAAUUGGCGCGCUUCUGGGAGAUCAUGCCUUGCGGCACCGGCGGCGGCGGCAGCUGCAAAACGUUCACAACCACUGCGCCACGUGCAACCCCGGCUACUACAUGCAUGGCCACCACUGCAAGGCCUACAGCUGCACGGGCGGACGGGACCGCAUCUGCCACGCCUGCGUUGCCCAGCACGACCGCAGGCAAAACGACCACUGCGGAAGCUGCGACGGUGGCCACGUCAUGCGCGGAAGGCGCUGCCAGUCUCGGCUGCUGGGGGCCACGGUGGCUCUCCACCAAGCGAACCACGGCCGCUUCGUGAAUAUGCCGCUCGGGCUCGCGAAAGACGCUGAGGACUUGCGAAAGACGCUGAGGACUUGCCGUGUCGCUCCUGCAGGUUUCGCAGAUUUUGCGCAUGGUGAGCUUGCCUGUGCCCCUGAGGAUCAGCUUCCCUCUGGCUGGUCGUCGACCUUCUUCCGCGUCCACUUCGCGGGUGAUGCCAAGAUCGGGUUGCACAACCCGCGAGAAAACCGAUGGAUCCGGCUGCGAAACAACAACGACAUGGACGGGGCGCCCGCACGGAACUCCUGGGAGACCUUCACUGCGGUGGAUGCUGGGCACGGGCAGGUGGCCCUCCACUGCCGUGCCCACAACAAGUACAUGCGGAUGCCGAAUGGACACCACAUGGACACCAGCCCUGCUCGCAAUGCCUGGGAUCUGCCUUCCAACUGGGGCUGGGAGCGCUUCCGGCCCGUCUCUGCCCUGCUCCGGCCUGGCACCACCGUGGCGCUGUGGAACGACAUCCACAAGCGCUACAUGCGCAUGAACGGGCACCACGACAAGAUGGACGGCUCGCCGAAGUUGAACAACAUGAACGAGUAUCCAUCGGGCUGGAGCUGGGAGCCGUUCCGGGUGGUGGACGCCGGCUACGGCCAGGUGGCCUUGCACAACGCGGCCAGCAACCGCUUCAUCAAAAUGAGCAGCAAAAUGCAUCGCUCGCCGACGAAGAACUGGAAUCAGCUGCCGACCGGCUGGGGCGCGGAGAAAUACACGGUUGUGGACGCAGGCCAUGGCCGCAUUGCCCUGCACCACGCGGACCACAACCGCUUCGUGUCCAUGUGCCAUCACGGCGCCAGUUGCCUUAGCCCCCACAAGGCUCCGGACCAGCUGCCCGGCGGCUGGACAUGGCAGAUGUUCCACGUGCUGGAGAUCAUGCCUUGCAGCACCGGCGGGGGCGCCAGCUGCAAGACCUGCCAAAACCCAGCAAACCGGAAGGUUCACAACCACUGCGCCACGUGCAACAACGGCUACUACCUGCAUGGAAAGCACUGCAAGGCCUACAGCUGCACGAGCGGACGGGACCGCAUCUGCAAAUCCUGCGUUGCCCAGCACGACCGCAGGCAAAACGACCACUGCGGAAGCUGCGACGGUGGCCACGUCAUGCGCGGGAGGCGCUGCCAGUCCCGGCUGCUGGGCGCCACGGUGGCUCUCCACCAAGAGAAUCACGGCCGCUUCGUGAAUAUGUGGGGGCAUGACAUGGUCUGGACCUCCAAGAAGAACUCGGAUCAGCUUCCCUCUGGCUGGUCGUCGACCUUCUUCCGCGUCCACUUUGCGGGUGACGCCAAGAUUGGGCUGCACAACCCACGAGAGAACAAGUGGAUCCGGCUGAGAGACAACAACGACAUGGACGGCGCGGGUGCGCGGCACUCAUGGGAAACCUUCACAGCAGUGGAUGCCGGUUCUGGGAAGGUGGCCCUCCACUGCCGUGCCCACAACAAGUACAUGCGGAUGCCGAAUGGACACCACAUGGACACCAGCCCUGCCCGCAAUGCCUGGGAUCUGCCUUCCAACUGGGGCUGGGAGCGCUUCCGGCCCGUCUCAGCCUUGCUCCGGCCUGGCACCACCGUGGCGCUGUGGAAUGACAUCCACAAGCGCUUCAUGCGCAUGAACGGGCACCACGACAAGAUGGACGGCUCACCGAAGUUGAACAACAUGAACGAGUACCCAUCGCGUUGGAGCUGGGAGCCGUUCCGGGUGGUGGACGCCGGCUACGGCCAGGUGGCCUUGCACAACGCGGCCAGCAACCGCUUCAUCAAAAUGAGCAGCAAAAUGCAUCGCUCGCCGACGAAGAACUGGAAUCAGCUGCCGACCGGCUGGGGCGCGGAGAAAUACACGGUUGUGGACGCAGGCCAUGGCCGCAUUGCCCUGCACCACGCGGACCACAACCGCUUCGUCUCCAUGUGCAAAAAUGGCGACAGUUGCCUUAGUCCCCACAAGGCUCCGGACCACCUGCCCGGUGACUGGACUUGGCAGAUGUUCCACGUGCUGGAGAUCACGCCUUGCAGCACUGGCGGCGGCGGCAGCUGCAAGACCUGCCAAAACCCUGCAAACCGGAAGGUUCACAACCACUGUGCCACGUGCAACAACGGCUACUACUUGCACGGGAACCACUGCAAGGCCUACAGCUGCACGACCGGACGGAACCGUCUCUGCAAAUCCUGCGUUGCCCAGGGCGACCGCAGGCAAAACGACCACUGCGGGAGCUGCGACGGGGGCCUCGUCCUGCGCGGGAAGCGCUGCCAGUCCCUGCUGCUGGGGGCCACCGUGGCUUUCCACCAAGCGAAUCACGGCCGCUUCGUGAAGAUGCGUGGGAACAAUUUAGAGUGGACUGGGAAGAAGAGUUCUGAUGGUCUCCCUGCAGACUGGGCUUCGACCUUCUUCCGCGUUCACUUCGCAGGUGACGCCAAGAUUGGGCUGCACAACCCGCGAGCAAACAAAUGGAUCCGGCUGCGAGACAACAAGGACAUGGACGGUGCGGACCACAGGAAGUCAUGGGAGACCUUCACCACGGUGGAUGCCGGCUCGGGGAAGGUGGCCCUCCACUGUGCGGCCCACAACAAGUACAUGCGGAUGCCGAAUGCCGCCAACAUGGACACCAGCCCUGCCCGCAAUGCUUGGGAUCUGCCUUCAAAUUGGGGCUGGGAGCGCUUCCGGCCCGUCUCAGCUCUGCUGCGACCGGGAACCACGGUGGCGCUGUGGAAUGCCAUCCACAAGCGCUACAUGCGCAUGAACGGGCACCACGACAUCAUGGAUGGCUCGCCAAAGCUCAACGAUUGGAAGGAGUAUCCAUCCCGCUGGUCCUGGGAGCCCUUCCGGGUAGUGGACGCAGGCUACGGUCAGGUGGCUUUGCACAACGCGGCCAGCAACCGUUUCAUCAAAAUGGGCGGCGACAUGAUUCGUUCGCCGACGAAGAACGUGAACGACCUGCCCGGUGGUUGGGGUGCUGAGCGCUUCACGGUCGUGGAUGCAGGUGGCGGCCGUGUGGCCUUGCACCACGCAGUGCACAACCGCUUUGUGAGCAUGUGCGAUAACGGCGAUGGGUGCGUCAGUCCCCACAAGGCCCCAGAUCAUCUGCCAGAUACAUGGACUUGGCAGAUGUUCCAUGUUCUGGAGAUCAAGCCAUGCAGCACCGGUGGUGGCAGCAACUGCAAGACUUGCAAGGACCCACAUUACCGGGAGGUCACAAACCAUUGCGCCUCUUGCAAUGCGGGCCACUUCAUGGAUGGCAAGCGCUGCAAGGAACAGGUGUACAAGUGCGAAACUGGCUCCGGCGGCAAGUGCAAGACCUGCAAGGUGCCAGGCCAGCGCCAGGCAGAGAACCAUUGUGCCAGCUGCAACGCCGGAUGGGAGCUGAAAGACAAGACUUGCAAGGCGGUUGCUUGUCCGGCGAACUCAGCCGGCACGAACGUUGGAGCUGGAUGCAGCUGCAACGCAGGCUAUUCUGGAACCAUCGCAGCCGCGUCGUCGUCGCCAUUCUACUCAGGUUCUUGCAGUGCGGUGGCCUGUCCGUACGGCUCAGCCGGUACGAACGUUCCUUCUGGAUGCAGCUGUUUCAGCGGCUACGAGGGCGCCGUGACAGCCACAACAGGCUCGCCUUUCUACACAUACAACUGCAAGUCUCUGCUCGUCGGCGCCACGAUUGCCCUGCAUGGUACAAGCCACAAUCGCUUUGUGCGAAUGAAUGGCGAGAACAUGGAUCGGACGGCAGCGAAGGCCAGCGACAAGUUGCCGUCCACUUGGGACACAACUUUCUUCCGCAUUGUGGAUGCUGGUGCAGGCAAGAUUGGCCUCUACAACCCGAAGAAUAAGAAGUACAUCCGAAUGAACAAGGAGGACAUGGACGCCGUAGGUUGGCGAAGAUCUUGGGAGAGCUUCUCCGUGGUGGAUGCGGGCAAGGGCGAGGUUGCUUUGCACAGCGAGACCUUCAAUCGCUUCAUCCGCAUGCGAGACAGCGCCAAUAUGGACGCAAGUGGCAAGUCCAAGUCCCUCCCUUCGGGCUGGACCUGGGAGCGCUUCAAGGUGGUCCAGGUCCUCCUCAAGCCGGGCAGCGAGAUUGCCUUGCACAACUCCAUCUUCAAUCGUUUCAUGCGAAUGCAUGGCGAUGCCAACAAGAUGGACUCAUCGGCCGAGAAGAACAUCAACGCUCUGCCAGACGGGUGGACCUGGGAGCGCUUCAAGGUGGUCGACGCUGGCUUCGGACAGGUCGCGCUCCACAGCGCCAUCCACAACCGCUUCGUGCGGAUGUGGAAGAGCGACAUGGACCGCAGUGGGCAGAAGGAUGCCUCGGCUUUGCCAACCGGCUGGUGGGCGGAGCGCUUCACAGUCGUGGACUGCGGUGGCGGCAAGGCUGGGACGCGAGAAUUUUGA
Messenger RNA from Symbiodinium natans, 8199 nucleotides. The record is from the annotation of a GenBank genome assembly. Lineage: Eukaryota; Dinophyceae; Suessiales; Symbiodiniaceae.